This is a messenger RNA of Vanessa atalanta (red admiral), 5215 nucleotides long. RefSeq names its product TBC1 domain family member 12-like. NCBI's taxonomy places the organism in Eukaryota, Metazoa, Arthropoda, Insecta, Lepidoptera, Nymphalidae. The record is from RefSeq and is a predicted model, not a curated record. The transcript has 7 exons. The coding region runs from base 390 to 2438 and encodes 682 amino acids.
GGAAAAGGUGGUGGGUGUGUUGCUUUGGUUUAUGUUUUAGUUCCGUAUGAUUUAUUGUAUUAAAGCGUAGUGUUAGUGGUAGUAUUGAUUUUUUUAUAAAUUAAAUAAACGUUUUUAGUGUAAAUUAAUUAUUAAACCGUCUUUAAUAGUGUAUAUUUACGACACAUUAAUAUUAUUUCUUAAAUUUGUUUUGGAAUAUUUACGUCGAUUGUUUUCGUUUGUGAUGUGUAUUAUAAAUAACGAAUUAAGAUAACGAGUUAUAGUGUUAAAAUUUGCAAAUAAUUAAAAUAAUGAUUAAUAAUGAGGCCAUUUACGAGGAAUCAGUUAAACAAGGUUCCUUGAAAAAUGGAUGGAAUUAAUAAACGCAGUUCGAUUUUUGAAUCUUUGCAAUGUCGACUCCGUGCCAAAAAGGCGGGAUGCGCCUCAGCGAAGCCCUAGAUAACAUACAACUAGCGUACAAUCCGAUUACGAAACAACUACAUUUCGUGAGUCCUAAGGUCGAAAGCCCAGUAGAGGACACUUCGGACGACAUUGAUAAAUUAUCAAAGAAGAGCAGUUUCAGUGACGAAGGGAAUUUUUCUAUUUCAACCUGUGAAAAGAGUGACACUAGUGAUUCGCCAAAGAGUACUCUACAAUGGGGCGGCAGUGUGAAUGGCCAUCAGCGCGGCAAGGAUGGAGGAUCUUUCUCCAGCACCGUCUCGAGUCUGUCAGAGUGUUCCAUAGGAUCCAGUGCAUCAAAGGAAGAUGAUCUUGCCGAAGUUAAUACUGUUCAAGAACAUACAAAAUUAAAGAAGAAAGGUCUCUCUGGAUUCUUUAGCAGAGGCGUAUUCCCGUGGAAAAGUAACUCGUCGACUUCUAAGACCCAAGAAUCAAAUGCAACCACCACAUGGCGAUUAUUCGGCAGUAAAUCCAAUGGAAAUAUAGCUAAGAGUUUGACCACUGAGGUGCAGAACUCACUCACGCCUACAUCGUCAGCCGCAAACACACCGCACCAUCAUAAAAGACAAGGCAGUUCGGCUAGCGAGAAGCAGUUCGAUGAUCUAGUCGCCAGUUCAAUAGCACUCAUACAGCAUGACCGACCUUCAAACCUACCAGCAAAAUGCACGGAAGAGGCGCUGCGACACAAGGCAGAACACGCUAGAAUGGUCGAGGCAGCGAGGCGCAGAGUGGAAAGAGAGGCAGCAGCAAGGCAUGCAAGAUUGCAAGAAUCAAUACGUAUGGAGGAGAGACUCGCAAGACACGCGCGAGAAUGGACGCAAACAAUACUACCUGAUUGGCAUAACAUGAAAAACGCAAAACGUACAUUGGAUCUUUGGUGGAGCGGACUUCCACCGGCGAUAAGGGGUAGAGUCUGGCAACUCGCUAUUGAAAAUAAAUUGAAAAUAACACACGAAAUGUACGAGGAUUACGUCGUCAAAGCGAAACAGAAACUUCAAGAAGCACAGCUGAGGAGGAAACGGUUAAAAGUCCACACGAAAAAUUCCUGCGACUGUGAACACGAUGAACCCAAGAAAGAUGACCAAAAAAUAGAAGACAGGCUAUCUAGCGGAGAAUUUUCCAAAUGUGAAGAGAGAUCGUCGAAAAGAACGGAGAAGUUGGCUAAAAUGGACGACAGGAUUGAAGAAAAAUCGGAAAAACCAAGAUUGGGAUUACCGAGGAACUUUAGUGAGCAGAACUUGAAAUCUAUAAACGUCGAUCCUGGACCGAAGAAGUGUUGUUCGAAGUCUAACCCCAAUCUACUAGAUUAUAGUGACGAAUGUUCGAUGGAGCUGAUCCAGUUGGACAUAGCGCGGACGUUUCCACAUUUGUGUAUAUUCCAACCGGGUGGACCGUAUUUCGAUGUGCUACACGAGCUGCUGGCGGCGUACGUCUGUUAUAGGCCAGAUAUUGGUUAUAUUCAGGGUAUGUCAUUCAUAGCCGCCGUGCUCAUACUGAACAUGGAAGCGCCUCAAGCGUUCGUCUGCUUCGCUAAUCUCCUCGACGGCCCGGUUCUACGAGCCGCUUUCACCAGAGAUGGUGACACUAUGCAGCGGCUGUGGAAGGCGUACGCGCGGCUGCUGCGGCGCCACCUGCCGGCGCUGGCGGACGCCGUGGCGCCCGAGCUGUACCUGCUGGAGUGGCUGUACACGGCCUUCGCCAAGGCCAUGCCGCUGGACGCCGCCUGCCGCGUGUGGGACGUGUUCCUGCGCGACGGGGACUCCUUCCUCUUCAACGCCGCGCUCGGUAUCCUCCAUCUGUACCAAGACGAGCUGAAAGACAUGGACUUCAUAUCAGCCGCUCAGUUCCUCACCAAACUCCCCGAGGAUCUAGAUCCAGAGGCACUAUUCAAAAGCAUAUCCUCCAUCUCGAUGACCCUCGACGGCAUGUCCUUCGAGGAGUUAGUCUCCUGCUGCCCGGUGGAAAACAGCCUGGACGACGACGUCACACUUCGAUUAUGAUAUACAUGUGAGUGGGUAUUCAAUGGAUUAUUUAAGUUAUAGUAUUUAAUGAAAUUGUAGUUAGGUUUUAUACUUAGGUUACAAUCUAUUUAAAAGUUAACCUUCUUCAUCAUUGUUCAACAAAUUAUAUAAAACUUUUGCAAUAAUCCAAAAUUCACGGAAUAGUGACUAUCGCUUAUAUUCCAAUUUCAAUUUUCUUCUAAACGAAAACUGCGUCAUUCAAUUGUUACAGUUUAAAUUGAAAAUCUAAUAUUUCACGUUAUUUCUAUAUAUUAGAUAGUGAAUAAUAAAUGUUAAUGAUAUUAUCUUACCGAGUCUUAAAAUCGGAUUCCAAAUUAAUGAAAACAGUCCAUACAUUUACCGUUCAAAAUAAUUUGAAAAUGUAUUCCAAAUUAUUAAUAUUAACAUAAUAAUAAAUUAAGAAGCUGGUCUUCUGUUAAAAUUAUAUGGAUGAAUUAAAAACCUUCGAUUUAAAUACUGUAUGCGAUUUGUUUACAGUUCUGGAUUAAUAAAUAUUAAUACUCCUUUACUGAUCUACGUAUAUCCGUUUUAAUUCUACUUUCAAAGAUCCCGUAAUAACUUCGCCGACAUUCAAAACGUUUAUUUAGAUCUCGACCAAUGAUAUCAUUUCAUUUCAAGGUCAAAGUUGUUUGUAUACCAAAACUCUUGCCAAGAGAGAUCGGUUAUCAUUUUGGGAGAUUGGUAAUUAAUCGUAUAGCAACAUUUAUUAGGCGAAUAAUUAUAAAACGGAUGUUGUUACUAUUAUAAAUAUAUAUACAUAUAUAUCGACCCUUGUAUAGUUUAUGAGGGUUGUGGAGAUGUAUAGAAAAUUUUUCCUCAAUAGUUAACAUACAUAAUUAUGAUAUAGAAGUUAUCGUGUUAUGAAAAAUUGUGAUCUGUGCACCAUUUUUUUAAGGUAGUAUCAUAGAUAUUAAUAAAAUGUAUAUAUAUUAUUUAGAACGCAUAUUAUUUAAUCCAUAAUUCUUUAAUAAUAUGUGUCUAUACUGUACAUAUUUUCCUCAUAUAAAUAAUAUAGUUCUAAAUAUACAUGUCUUGUAAUUGGAUCUAGUUUGGACUAGAUCGGUAAGAUUUUAAAAACUAAGCUUAAAUUUGAUAUGCUACUUAGCUAUAAAGAAUCUCAAAACGCCAUUUUGUUUAUUGUUACAUACAUUUUUAGACAACGUCUCAUUAAAAUAUAUCUAAUAUUCGAAUAGAUAAAAAUGUAUGAUUCAUUAUUCAUAUUCAUCAGUCGGCUUAAAAGGGCCUAUGUUUUAAGUGACAGCUAGUUGAAGAAUAAAAAAUAAACAAAAUUAUAAUGUAUAUAACAAUACGUUAAUAAUGAUAUCUCUUUUUAACAUAUCACCUUUAGAUUCAAUCCAAAUCAAAUGUAUUUUAUUCAAGUAAAUUUAUAUUAAAGCAUUUUUAAAUGAAUAUUAACCACUCUACCACCGGUUUGAAAAAUAUCUAUAAUUAUUUAUUUCCUAAGUUUUUUUUUCAUUUACAAUAUAUAUAUUUUUUUAAUAUAUAAACAUAUUACAAACUUGAAAUAAUGCAGUUAUUUCAUUAACACGAAUGUUACCGGAGAUGCUUUAAACUGUAUUCGAUUAAACUAAUCAUAAUAGCAACCGCAAUCAUGAUCUAUGUUCAAAUCAUUUUCAAACUUAAAUCGUCACUAGAAAUGUAGCAAGUGUAGGCGUGUUAGACAAAUUAACUGCUUAUUUAUAUAAGUGGUGUAUACACAUAUCAUAGUAGAAAUAUAUAAAGCUCAGUUUAAAAAUAUUUAUAUAUGUACAAUAUCUAAUACAUAUUGAAAAUGUCUUGAUAUGAUUAGUUUUUAAUUACUUCAUGUACGACCUCAUUUAAUAAUUAAUUUAUGUCAACCAAUCAACAACGCCUGUUUUGUUCUUUGUUAAUAUAAUCUUUUAUAAUACAUUUUAUUACUAAAUUGGUUUGCCAAUCUUUAAUUAUUCAAUCGUUGGGCAAAACUCACAGGUUGAUGAGUAUGUGUGUCUACUAUUAUACCUGAAGGUUCCUUCAUAGCCGAUCAUGUCUAUUAAACGUGUACCAAUAAGGAAAAUGAAAAGGGUAUGGACAGCAAAACAUUUAUUUUUAAUUAUAACUUUUUUAGUGAAAUAGUUAAUGCAUACACUUUAGGCUUUAUUAAAUUUGUUUAUGCAAUACAAAAAUUUUAUAUUUUAAAUAAUCAUUCUUGUGUUUUCAUUAUAUACACCAUUUUUUUCCACGAAAAACUUUCACUUGUAAAGAGCGCAUCAGUCAUGUGAAAAGUGUAUGAAUUCCCACAAAAUGGAACGCUAAUAAAACAAUUAUUUAUUGGUACGGAUAGUAAACAAAUGAAUAUUCAAACUUAUUAUAUAUAUCUUCUAUAUAAUAAAUAAUAUUCGUUUAGAUAUAUACCAGUGUUGUAAAUAAUGUAAAUAGUUAUUGUAUAAAUAUUGUCAAUUAAAUUUACUUUGUAAUUAUUGUAUAAUUAUUUCAAUGUAUCUAUGAAAAUCAAUCAACGAGUAGUCGGACCGGCCUAAUAGUUAAUGUGUAAUCGAAAGAUCUUCUUCGAAGAAGAUUCGAAUCUUAAAUAAUAAUUAUUAUUAAUUAUAGAUAUUUAUAUUAAUACAUAAUUAGAAAUUGUCUGUUUAUAUGUAAAUGCAAAAUUUGUUUAUCUCAAUUUCUUUUAUAUUGUCAUUACAUUAAAACUGUUACUAACAGUAUUUAAAACGGGAUAUUUACCAUGUUUUUUAUUAUUAUUUGUUGGAGCUCGAUAU